This is a messenger RNA of Rhododendron vialii, 513 nucleotides long. RefSeq lists its product as uncharacterized. The transcript is spliced from 2 exons. The coding region runs from base 1 to 513 and encodes 170 amino acids. NCBI's taxonomy places the organism in Eukaryota, Viridiplantae, Streptophyta, Magnoliopsida, Ericales, Ericaceae. The record is from RefSeq and is a predicted model, not a curated record.
AUGGCAUCUUAUGAAGCCUUAUAUGGACGACCCUGUCGCUCGCCUGUUUGCUGGACUGAUGUUGGAGAACCUGGAUUGGUUGGACCAAAUUUGGUUAGAAGCACGACUGAAAAGAUCAAAGUGAUACGACAAAAGCUGAUUACUACUCAGAGCCGACAAAAAAGCUAUGCGAACAAGAGGAACAGACCCCUAUCUUUUCAAAUAGGGACGGUAGCUUAUCGUUUGGCGUUACCACCACAGCUGGAUCGAGUUCACAAUGUGUUUCAUGUCUCCAUGUUACGCAAGUACAUAGCUCAUCCCACUCAUGUUAUCAAUUGGGAAGACGUCACUCUAAAUGACGACACAACAUUCGAGGAACAACCAGUAGAGAUUCAAGAUCACAGCGAGAAGAACAUUCGAGGAAAAACGAUCAAAUUGGUGCGAGUUUUAUGGAGGCAUCAAGGAAAUGAGGAAUCUACCUGGGAACGAGAGAAUGCAGUUCGAAAGAAUUACCCUCACCUAUUUCCAUCAUAG